UUAUCCUCCUAAGCUCACCCUCACGUGGUGUCCCACACUCUUUAAAUGACCCCUCACCGCCAAAACACAUCCAGCUGGAAGCUGAUCAAUGCACGGCACGGCCGACGAGAUGGCAUUACAGUUUGAAGCGUCCUGUCCUAAUGGACUAUGUCCAGGAUGGAGUGUUAUCCUGAAAGGAGAGACUCCAGCAGAGGCCAACAAGUUUGAGAUCAAUUUCCUAUGUGAACACGAUGACAGAAUAGCCUUCCAUUUCAACCCCCGCUUCAAUGAGUCAGAUAUCAUCUGCAAUUCCUACCUGGCCAACCACUGGGGGAAGGAGGAGAGGUGCAGCAAUCUCCCCUUCGGAGUAGAGGAGCCUUUCCAGAUUGAAAUUUACUCUGACAAUGAUAACUUCCAUGUUUACAUUGAUGAAGUCAUGGUGAUGCAGUAUAAACACCGUGUGGAAGAGCUGAAGACCAUCACAAAAGUACAAGUGGUGAACGACGUCAAUAUCUCCUCUUUGGAGAUCACCAAAAAACACUUUUUCUGAGGGUGGGCGGUAAGGACAAGCAGGCGAUUCAUUUGGAAUGAGCCGUUUCUUUGUUUACAGUGUU
Rhinichthys klamathensis goyatoka is the source of this 593-nucleotide messenger RNA. It is a transcript of the gene grifin, whose product is annotated as galectin-related inter-fiber protein. The transcript is spliced from 4 exons. The record is from RefSeq and is a predicted model, not a curated record. Gene Ontology annotation, molecular function: carbohydrate binding. The coding region runs from base 89 to 529 and encodes 146 amino acids. NCBI's taxonomy places the organism in Eukaryota, Metazoa, Chordata, Actinopteri, Cypriniformes, Leuciscidae.